Molecule: messenger RNA, 1770 nt
Organism: Stylonychia lemnae
Lineage: Eukaryota; Ciliophora; Spirotrichea; Sporadotrichida; Oxytrichidae
Source: the annotation of a GenBank genome assembly
AUGACAACUGCUACCAAUGGACCUAAAUUCUUAAAGAAAUUCAGAAGAUUCUUGAAAUCAAGCUCUAUUGGUGGAUUCAUGACAAUAGCCUUAAGGCUUUUGCUUUUGGGAUAUUUCCUAUCAAAUCUUGUUACUGUUAUCAAUAGAUCUCAAAGUGCUAUUGUUAAUUCAAUUUACAAAAAGGAUUUAUCAUUUGAUGAAACAUCGUUUAAUCUGACCAAAAAUGAAUUUGAUAUGGCCCUUUUCAUUUCUUAUUUUGGGACUGAAGAGGGAGUGUAAGAUAACAUUCAUAGGUAUUUCACUGCCAAAUUCUAUCAAAUAUUUUUUGAAGAUAACCCAUACACCUGGGGAACUGGAAAUGAUUGGGUUUACAUGCCAAUAGGAAUAGAAAUUUGCAAGGAAGGUAGAUUUCUAGGGGAGAAUAGAACUGCCAAACUUAUAAACAUAACUGGAAACUACCUUUGUCCUGAAGAAAAUUUCAACUUGAAACUAUCUGGUGGAGAGAACUUGAAAUGCAAAACUUAAGAAGAAAGUGAAGCGAUCUUACCCUAUAUGAAUGUGUUUUUUUCCUACAUUACUUAAUAUUUCGAUCACAAUAACUAUGGCCCUAAUCCUAUAAUUAACAAUAUUUAGAACUACUACUGGCCUCUAAAUAAAUAUAUUAGCAAUAACCAAAUGAUGAAAUAUACUUAAAAUAUAGUAAAUACUGCUGAUUCUUGGCUAACAAGUAAUUUGUUUGGUGAUGAGUUUGUUUAUUAUACUGGUAGAUUAGAGUAUACAUAAAUAGGAACAAGAGAUUUGGAUGCAGGUUGGAGUUUAUUCAGUGUCGAGAUUGAUAUGGAUGAGGGGUAUAUAAAGACUGGCAGGACUGUAAUGACUAUCUUAGAUGCAUUCUCGAUUGUUGGAGGACUAAUGGGGAUAGCUUUCGCAUUCUUUUAGUAUUUUAUGGAAACAAUACAAGAAAAACUAUUCAUGUCUUCAAUUAUUAGUAAAAUAUUCUAUCAAACUAAUCCUGACGAUAAGGAAGAAGGUGUUCGCUAGUUAAAUAGUUUAGGGUCAAAUACAAAUUCUCCAAUAGGAACUGUUAGAAUCAAAUUUAUGCCUAAAGUUUCGUAGUAAUAAUCCCUGAUUCCUCAAGCGAAUCCUAAUUCAAUUAUAUCUGAAAAAGUUCUUCAUUUUGUAAAGACUUUGAAAACCUUUAAAUACGGAUACUCUGAUUUAUUUUGCUAUAAAUUUAGGAAGCUUUACUGUAAAAUUCUUUGCGCAAAAGGUAAAAUACCUAACAAAUUACAUAUCCAAAACAAGUUAUACCAGAAAGCUCGUAACACAAUAGAAAACGAAUUCGAUAUUGUAAGAGUAAUUAAAACGGUGAGGAAGGUUGAUCUAAUAUUCAAGACGAUGUUUUCAAAGUAUCAAUCUUUCUUCAUUCCAAUCCUAAGAAAUAAUGUACUUUCGAAGAAUGAUAUUAAAUUAAGGGAUGCAGAUUUUAAUGUCAAAGAAAUUCAAGAAAUUAAAAAGAUUGAUGAUAACAAAUUAAAGAUAUUUAUCUCAUCACUCAUUAUGUAAAGUGAAAAAUCCAAGAUUGAUAAGAGAAUAUUAAAAAAUCUAAGCGAUGAAUAUCGUUAGAAUGUCAGUUAGAAGAAAAUAGACCUUGAAAAUAAUAAGGUAGGAGUGCAACUAAAAAGAAAUUUCUUAAGCAAUUUAGCAUAAAAGCUUGAUACAAACGCUUAGCUUAAAAAAUAUAAUCUGGAAGAUGAAUGGAGCUUUUGA